AUGAAGAUAUUCACAGCGCCGUCUUAUGGAUAACGAAUCUCGUACGAAGAGAGACCCUAACGAAUUGAACGUCAUGCAGAUCGUGAGGUCGGAGAUCGUCGAAUGAAAACAGUGACUUCUUCCAUAUCGGUUCAAGGAGGUUCUCUGGCUAAAGACUCGCGUCGCAGCUGGUAGUCUCAUCGAUAAAGAAACAUCUUGAUUUCGUGCAAUUUUUCAUAAGCAAAGAAAUAUACACGAAAGGGAUUGUUUGCUGGAAAAUUAGUGGAGUAAUGCAGAUCAAAGAUAAACGAGUUAUAAUAACUGGAGCAGCAAGUGAUGUGGGUCUGGCAUUUAGUAGGGAGCUGCUGCGAAAUGGCGCUUUGAUGAUAGUUAUGAUCGAUAUAAAGCAAUGGAUUGGAGAACAAGCUGUAGAGAGUUUAAACAAUGAGUUUGGCCGCAAACGAGCUAUAUUUCUUUGCUGCGAUGUAACAAAUAAUUCCGAAUUUGACACCAAGUUGAAAGAGGCAAUCAGCAUUCUCGGUGGACUAGACAUUUUAAUAAACAAUGCAGGCGUAAUAAAUGAAACUGACUUUUCCAAAGCUAUCGAUGUUAAUGUUACAGCUGUAAUUCGUGGGACUCUUCUGGGGAUUCAACAAAUGCGAAAGGAUUCUGGUGGCAAGGGUGGUAUUAUCGUAAAUAUUUCGUCUAUUGCCGGAUUACGAGCUGUAUCUCAACUUCCAGUAUAUUCUGCUACAAAACAUGCCGUAGUUAGUUUCAGCCGUUCCUUUGCGCAACCUUAUCAUUAUGAAAGGACUAAUGUAAAAGUAAUUGUUCUGUGUCCCGGUUUGACCGACAUUUCAGAAGUAUCGCAGAAUAUUUCAAACGUUAAUAGUUUGCAGAAAGAUCGACAUCAGAAGGUGGAGAGUGUUGCUCAUGGAUUGAUAUACGUAAUUCGAUGCGCACAGAACGGCAGUGUGUGGAUUAGCGAGGAUGGAAAACCGGUUUUUGAGGUGCAGCUUCCCGAUACUUUGCCGCAAAAAACUGAAGUCGAUGCACAGAACUAGCUGCUAAUAUAAAAUUGAUCGCAGAUUAAAUAUUGUUAUAAUUUACU
Molecule: messenger RNA, 1090 nt
Organism: Trachymyrmex septentrionalis
Lineage: Eukaryota; Metazoa; Arthropoda; Insecta; Hymenoptera; Formicidae
Product: 15-hydroxyprostaglandin dehydrogenase [NAD(+)]-like
Exons: 7
Coding region: 270-1043 (257 amino acids)
Cellular component (GO): cytoplasm
Molecular function (GO): oxidoreductase activity, acting on the CH-OH group of donors, NAD or NADP as acceptor
Source: RefSeq, a predicted model, not a curated record